Messenger RNA from Haliotis rufescens (red abalone), 5148 nucleotides. Its product is annotated as acid sphingomyelinase-like phosphodiesterase 3b. The record is from RefSeq and is a predicted model, not a curated record. The coding region runs from base 2815 to 4182 and encodes 455 amino acids. Lineage: Eukaryota; Metazoa; Mollusca; Gastropoda; Lepetellida; Haliotidae. Gene Ontology annotation, molecular function: sphingomyelin phosphodiesterase activity. The transcript is spliced from 6 exons. Gene Ontology annotation, biological process: sphingomyelin catabolic process.
UAUUCCCCGAAAAACCGGAAUUCGACAUGGCCACCUUUCACGAACGACAGCCCAGAAUUGUCUGGAGACAUGGCACACUUUGAACAUGCCACUCGAACCAGAAUAUGUUAGAAUACGACCCAGGUAUUGUCGUUGAAAUGAACAUUGUCAAUAAUUCAUGUCAGCUACGCAGAUAGGUCUCAGCUAAACGGGAUCGACGACCCCUGACGAUCUGGGGUAGAAUAGGUCUUCAGAAACUCAUGUUUGUCGUAGAAGGUGACUGAAGACACUGAAGAGUAUGUGACUAUAAAUCUUAACUCACUCAAUCACUGAAGAGUAACAGAAAGUGUUUUAUAUCGAUGUGCAUCGUUACUUUAGCAAUAUAGUAAAAUAAUAAGUUGUUCCACCAUGCCUCCGAUAUUUUGAACAGUAUCGAAUUUAUAUGUGAGUCCUGAGUACUGUAAACUACGGUUAUAACGAACUCAAAGGAACCACCCAUUUUAGUUCGUAAUAACCGUAGUUCGUUAUAAGCAUAUAUACAGCAUAUAUGCAACACAUGGCCGGGGCUAACAAGUAAGUUCGUUAUAUCGGUCAGUUCGUUAUACGCGUGUUCGUUAUAACCGUAGUUUACUGUAGUCACAUGUAAUCGUUCUCAUUGCCUGUUUAUGUUUUUCUUUGCGUAAUCUGUUUAUAUUUACACCUGUCCAAUGUAUUGUGUUUUGUGAAACCAAUGAGGCAUUUAUUUAAAAAAUCUCAUUAACAUACUGUUUCACGCAUUCCCUAACUUGCAUGUGAUCAUGUGCUGCGCCAAUGUGUUUCACGUCGCUUAAAUUAACAACAUCAAUGUAUGUCAAAGUUACAACAAGUGAGACCUCAUGUGUAUUCGUCAUAUCCGUACAAGGUAACACAAACCCAAGAAACUUUGACCUUGAUUUCAAUUGACAGUGACCCGGGUAAGAUUUGUUUGUUUGUUUGCUUGUUUCUUCCAGCUCUAUGCCGGCGGUCUGAAAUCAUGUAAAUAAUCGAGUCUGGACCAGACAAUCCAGUGAUUGUCAUCAUGAGCCAAGAUCCACGCAAUUGGGAUACGAUGACAUGCAUCAACUGGGUCAGCAAUCGAGCCUGACCACCCGAUCCCGUUAGUCGCCGCUUACGACAAGCAUAGUCGCCAUUUACGUCAAGCGUGGGUUGCUGAAAAACUAUUGUAGCCCGGAAAUAUAUAUAUACACUGUAUAUACAUAUGGACAAACUCGAUUAUUGACAGUCCGCCGUCAUAUACCUGGCAUAUUGCUGAGCGCGGCAUAAAGACAAAAAUAAUGCACUUGAAAACAGGCGACCUCUUACGCAACCAUUAGAGUGUUUUUUACUUGAUAGAAGCGUUCUAAUUGCCUGUCUGUGUUGUAAAAGCUCCCGGCCUAUUGUAGAUAUCAUUAAAUGUUCAUACCACCGGAGUUCCAUUACUGAAAUACGUUAUGACAUAAAGGGAUAUAUUUUUGACAAGCAUAUUUGAUAUUUUGUCACAUACCGUAGAUUUCCCCUAUUUCGUGGAUAUAACUUAAUAAACAUAUUUGUCCUUGAGAAGGAAAACGUCUUGUACAUGUUUUGUGAAUUCUGCAACCGACUUCAUGACCUCUGUGGUACACGAUACAUGGAAAGGAAGACUCGCGGUUCCACAGUUAGCCCAGGACCUGGGUUCGAUUCCCAAAUUGGUGCAAUUUAUUAUGCCCGUGCACGUUCUCCCGGUUGUAGUUCUACUUUGGGGGGUGCUGUAUCUUUAUUCAUGUUGUUUAGUCCUGUUUUAUAGGGGGCGUCAUUGAGAGUGCUUCCGAUGCAGAAUUAGACAUAAUAUUGUUGGUGGUGGUUUGUUGUUUAACGCCGCAGUCAGCAAUUUUCCAGCUAUAUGACGGCGGAUUGUAAAUAAUCGAGCCUGGACCAGAUAAUCCAGUGAUUGAUAUCAUGAGCAUCGAUCCACGCAAGUCAGCGAACCUGACCACCCGAUCCCGUUAGUCGCCUCUUACGACAAGCAUAGUCGCCUUUUACGGCAAGCAUUGGUUGCUGAAGACCUAUUCUACCACGGAUCUUCACGGGUUUUGACAUAAUAAAGACUGUUCUAACACCAUUCUAAGCAUUGCAUCUGUCAAUAUCUGUGCAGCAUAAAUAUUUCAUUCCAUAAUAUGCAAUUACACACUAAGGGUGUGUAGGUAAUACGAUCCACUGAACCUCGCUCACGACUCAGCGGGCAAAAUUCAAUGCGGAUCAAUCCUUAAUUUUGAAAGAGAGACAGUGCGCUUAUGAAGUUGCGAGUCGUUUUGGCUGCCAUUGUCAAUCAUAUACAUAUAUGUGUCUGUGACAAGUCAUAAUUAUAAUGGUUUAUUAUUUAAUCAGAUAGUAUAUAAAUGUAUUGCUACAUAUAAAAAUAUUAUUCAGCAUUACACACAGACGAUGUAAUUGAUAUUUUACAUAUUGUAUAUACGUGUAGAUCUAAGUCAGAGCAUUUACACAACAAUAAUUAGAAGCAUGGUCUAAACCAAAGACCAUAAAAAGAUUUUAUGGUCUCUGUUGGAACUAAAUGGUCUCCUCGUGAACAUAUGUCCAAUACAAUCUUGGUUACUAUCACACGAAGAUGAGAUCUAGAAUUAAGAUCAUCCGUUUCACAAAAAAUAUUUGGUCUGUCACGCUAAGAAGGUAACAUUAGAAGUUAUACCUUCGUUUUCCGUGGAUAGCAUUUCCCGCGAGCAGAGUGUUCUUUGCACACGGCACGCGGCCUACUUUCCCGUGACGAGCAGACGACAAGCUGAAGACACAACACAAUUGUGUGAACAGCCGACGCAGGGUAACAUGUUGUGCGUGACCUGGAAACACGUGUUUACUGUAAUUCUGCUUUAUUCGACAUGUGCAUCUGGACAGGAAGGUUACUUCUGGCACAUCACGGACCACCAUUACGACACAACCUACUGGUCUGAAAUGCGGUCCUGUAAUGACGAAGUUCCUGUGCGGGGCAUCUAUGGCGACUACUGGUGUGACUCCCCCUGGCGGCUCGUCAACGACAGCAUCAACGCCAUGGCAAACAUCAACCGAAACGUUGACUUCAUCUUGUGGACUGGCGACAACGUGGCCCACAUCGCGGAUCAAUACACCAAUGAGACGUACGUCGUGCAUAUCCUCAGAAGUAUCACUGACGCCCUGAAGGCGGCGUUCCCGGGGGUCAAGGUGUACGCCACAAUGGGGAACCACGACUGGUACCCCUCCGACCAAUUCCCCGUCGACUCGCACUCCCUGUACAACGCCACUGCCGACCUCUGGAAAGACUGGAUUGGUGAUACAAAUCAAGUUGAAAAUUUUCGUAAAGGCGCCUACUACACAGUGAAGACAACCCAAGGACUGAGGAUCAUAGGACUGAACACAAACCUGUACUACACCUCGGACAAACUGACCACUGAUAUGACCGACCCUGCUGGUCAGUUCGCCUGGCUUGAGGAGGUUCUCAAGAACGCCAAGACAGCUGGAGAGAAGGUGUUGAUGACCGCCCACGUCCCUCCCGGCUUCCACGUUCCUGGGAAGGUCCAGUGGUUUUACAAUCAUUACAACACACGCUUCCUCGAUAUCAGCCGUACAUUCUCCGACAUCAUCGUGGGCAUGUUCUUCGGUCACGACCACGCCGACGGAUUCAAACUCUUGCAAAGACAUGGUGGGAGUCCAGGAGUGCCUAUUUUCAUGGCUCCAUCAAUCACCCCCUGGCGUUUCAAAAUCCCAGACGAAUCCGGGGAUCCUCACAACCCAGCCAUUAGACUUGUCAAGUACAACCAGCAAACCGGAGUCCUACUUGACAUCCACCAGUAUUACAUGAACCUGACGGACAGCAACAGAAACAAUGCAUCAGACUGGAAAAUUGAAUACAAAGCCAGCGAGGAGUAUGGACAGACUGAUCUCUCGGCAGUCUCCGUUGAUAAUAUUAUAAAGGCAUUCAAGACUGACAAGUCCCUUCUGGAUAAGUAUAUCAGAUACAACACCGUCCUUGCUAAUGGAGACACUACAGUGAAUGCCUGUGACGAGAAGUGUCGAGCUGAAUAUAACUGUGCUUUCAUCAACAUGAACGAGAUUUCGUUCGACUCUUGCUACACAACACUAGUUGGAGGUUCGGCAAGGCUGUGUUCUUCUUCCUUUCUUAUUGUCUUGUUAGCCAUCAUAUAUUAUGUACUUUUCUAGAGAGAAAUGUCUCUUUAAGAUCUUUUUUUAUUUAUUCUUAGGCUCAUAUCUCUGUAAUUCAAGAUAAGUGACCAAUCAUCACCAACCGUGAGAUAUGGGACCUUAUGGAUGAAAAAUCAUAUUUUGACUUCUUAUUACUUUUUUAGUUACCGUAUCUUAGGUCCAAAAAAGUCCCAAAGUUUCAAUUCAUAUUUAUUACAGAGAUGCAUGGUAUCAAACAUUUGGGCUCAUUUUCUGCAAAGUCUUACUUUCCGAUUUAUAACUGUUUAUGUAAUGAUUGCUGUUUUUAGAUAUUGUCUGAUUACUUGAAAGUCGACAUGUACGCUGAAAUGUUUUAAAGUAAUGUUUUUAUUAUAUUACGAACUAACGAGAGAGAAAUCCGAUUGUUGUAGUCCGCACACAUGGCGAUUUUUACGGAAGUAAGUUGACGUCAAACGUCUUUCUCUAUGAGUGAGUGAGUGAGUAUGGUUUUACGCCGCAUUUAGCAAUAUUCCAGCAAUAUCACACAUUGUACCUAUGUCGGGAAUCGAACCCGGGUCUUCGGCGUGACGACCGAACGCUUUAACCACUAGGCUACCCGACCGCCCUCUUUCUUUAUGACGUCACAGCAUAAUUGUAUCACAGCAUCCAUAAUGUCCAUUUUCUCCUGGUUGGUCACAUAUUUUGUUGAAAGAUUGUCAAUCAGUAUUUUAAUCGUCAACCUACUAUUUCUUGUGUCACAAGUGCGGUGCAAAUAAAACAUCAUCAGUUUCGUGCUUUGUCCUUGAAGACGCUUCCGUACAAUAGCUUGUAACACAUUCGGUAUAAGUCCGAUUAUUCAUGUUUCAGGCUGAUGAACAUAAUGGACAAUUAGGUGAGAUGUUAUAUCUCACCUUUUAUUAAACCGUGCAAUGGUGACAGAACGUGGUGUGUCCACUGUUGUGUUUGUCCAAACAUAUAUCCAUAAUAAAAUUAUUUUUACAACUU